Molecule: messenger RNA, 2606 nt
Organism: Clunio marinus
Lineage: Eukaryota; Metazoa; Arthropoda; Insecta; Diptera; Chironomidae
Source: the annotation of a GenBank genome assembly
AGUCGGAUUUUAGAUUAAAAAGUCAUAGCAGUCAAACAUGUGAGAAGUCGAACUUCGCUGUGAAAUUAUGAGAUUCUUUUAUUUAUUUAAUUAAAUUUGGAGAGUUAUUCAUUUCAGUUAAGAACAGUCACAUUUCAUAUCCGGUGUUUAUUGUUUAGUUCAUCAAAGAAAAAUGAAUUCUAAAAUUAUUUUGUUAGGAUUUUUAAUAUCAUUCGGAUCAGUUCUUGUUGCUGAUGGGUUUGAAAUUGGAAGAGAGGAAAAAUUUUCUUUUAUCAAUGAUGUUUCAUUGUACAGUCAGAGAACAUCUGAACAACCUCUCAAUUAUCGUAUUUCCGCUUCGAUUAAAAUUGGUAGUGUUUGGGCCAAUCAAGAGGAUGAAAAUCUUCUGAGAUUUGUGAUUUAUUCACCAGAGUUACAUUUAGAGAAGUCGAAAGAUGACUCAACACAAGAAGACGACAUUUCUGGUACAUGUCAAGUGCGUUACGUUUCUAAAUCUUCGACCAAAUAUAUGAAACAUAAAAGUGAUUGUUGGAAUGAUUUUGAGAUUCGUGAAAGAUUGGAAAAGCCUCUUGGAGUCAGCAAUAGACUGACACGAGUCGGUGUUAUCACAGUCUCAGCUGAUGGACAUUUGGAGUCAAUACACAGCACAGAUCAUCAUAAAUUCUCAGUGAAUGCAUAUCCAAAUGUUGGCUUUGUCGUUGGCUCUCUUUCUUUUCUUAAAUCUGAUGGUGAAUUUAAUGAAUGUAAUAUUCUGAAAGAGAAACAUUUCAAUGAAACUUUGAAGCAUCUUGGAGACGUAGAAGAGACGACUUUGUUGCCAACAAAACCUGAUCUACAUGAAACAGAAAACAUGAGCCUUGUGAAAUUGGUUAAAGAAAAUAAGAAGAAUCUGAUAAAAGAGAACGUUGGAAAGAGUAUUUCAGCUCAAACGUUGCUUCAACUUGUUUCGAAUGGAAGAAAGACCAAAACUGAUGAUUUUAUAAGAAUUUUAAAUGCAAGAUCGACACAAGAAAUUAGAGGGCAGUUGAUGGAUCUACUAGGAGCUGUUCAAACAGAAGAAUCUCACGAAGCAUUCAGCAAAACUUUUAAUCUCUCGAGUUCAGAAGAUUUCAACGACAUUGAAAGAUAUUUGCAAUCUUUAGCAGUUGGAAUUCGUCCUGAAGAGUCAGUUAUUCGAGAUUUGUUGGUGACAUUAAAGGUAGACGAGAUUGAAAGCGAAAAACUUAAAGACACUUUAGUUCAAACAGUUUCUUCAAUGGCACAAAAGUUUUCACAAACACCCCAACAAGAUUAUGAAAGUCACGUUGUAGUUGAUGUAAAGAAUUUCUUGAUGAAAUCGAUCAACAAAUGUUCUGACAACAAUUGCAAAGUGAUUUAUAUUCGAGGAUUACAAAAUCUUCAAUCACCAGAUACUGUUGACAAGUUAAUUAAUAUGGCAUUGAAUUAUCCUAAUCAAAUAUCAGUUGCAGCAAUGAAAGCACUGAGGAAAUUCAAAACUGAAUAUUUAUCGUUGGAACAUCAAAUGAAACUCAAAAAAAUUUUCUUUCAAAGAUUUAAGAAAUUUGAUUCAAGUGCAAGAACUUUGGCUUUAGAUAUUUUAUUAGAAUUAAAACAUGAUCUGAAUGAUUUACUUGAGUUGAUUGCUUAUUUGAAAUCGAACGAUUCAGCUUACGAAAUAAAGCAGUACAUGGUGCAAAAGCUUCGAAUGAAGUCUGAAAAUUGUCCCAGAUUUAAUGAAAUAUUGAAAAUUGUUUUGUCAAGAGAGCCUCAAAUCAACAAUUGGAAUGUUUUCGGUGGUCUGAAAGGUUUAUCGACAGCACUCAUUCGACAAUUUUCUCAGCAGCCUUCAUUCAAUGGUUCACUGUUAAGCGUUCAAGAAAUAAAAGGUGGCGUCUUGAAGCGUGGAAAUUUUGAUUUGCUGAUGAGAACAACCGACGAAGAAAUAAGUUUAUUCUCAUUAGGAAUUUUUGCUAGUGGACUUUCAUCUUUCAUAAGCAGUUCUGGUGAAGAAGAAACUGAUGGUGACGAAGAAGAGACGGCAACAGCAGGAAUGGAAUUAGCAAUUCAAGGCGCUCAAAUGAGACCGUUGACAUUCUUCACCGGACAAGGAGAACUGAUGGGUCACGUUUGGUCUGGAACUGCUUCGCAACCGACAACAGCUUAUCAAGGCACGACAAUUUUGCAAGACCACCAACAAAUUAUUUCCUUAAAUAACGGAGCUUUCAUCGAUUUCUCAGCUCUUGGAGCUAUUUCAAUAGAUUUGAAUGGAAAGUUUGAGAUUAGUUUGUGGUACAAAAAUGCCAACUCGGAAGUUGUUCAAAGUACCGGAGUAGCUUUAUCAACGAGCUUAAAUGUAAAAUCUUCAAUGAUUUCUACGAGCAUUAAUUUAGAAGUGGAUGAAGAACCACAAAUAAAUCUUUCAUCAAAAGUUGACUUUUCAUCAAAGACAGCAAUUUGUAUUCAACUGAGUCAACAAAAUUCACAAGUCAUUCAAACCAUCAAACAAUCAAUUCAAAUUCCAAAGGAGAAGUCUUCAAAUGUUUUCAAAAAGCACACAAUUUAUCGAUUUAAGAUUCCUUCAUAUUCUCACGUGAUAAAUCGAAAGA